Molecule: messenger RNA, 2138 nt
Organism: Calidris pugnax (ruff)
Lineage: Eukaryota; Metazoa; Chordata; Aves; Charadriiformes; Scolopacidae
Gene: ARIH2
Product: ariadne RBR E3 ubiquitin protein ligase 2
Exons: 15
Coding region: 250-1722 (490 amino acids)
Biological process (GO): ubiquitin-dependent protein catabolic process; positive regulation of proteasomal ubiquitin-dependent protein catabolic process; protein polyubiquitination
Cellular component (GO): cytoplasm; ubiquitin ligase complex
Molecular function (GO): ubiquitin protein ligase activity; zinc ion binding; ubiquitin conjugating enzyme binding
Source: RefSeq, a predicted model, not a curated record
GCCCGGCCCGGCGGCGGCUUGGGCCCCGCCCGGCGGAAGUGACGCCAGGCGGAGGCCGGUGCUUCCGGCGUGCAGGCAGUGGCGGCCCGGCAGGAGGAGCCCGGGGCGCCGCUCCCUGCCUCCCCCGCCCGGCCGCGCUCCGCCGUGCCCGGAGACAGAGCUCAGAUGAAAUCAAAAGAACGAUAAAGUUUGGAGGAGAAAAAGAAGCUGCAAUUGCUUUCCUGGUCUGCAGUUUGACAGGGCAUUAAGAUGUCCGUGGACAUGAACAGCCAGGGCUCUGACAGCAAUGAAGAGGAUUAUGACCCUAAUUGCGAGGAGGAGGAAGAGGAUGAGGAUCCUGGGGAUAUUGAGGAUUAUUAUGAUGGGGUAGCUAACGACGUGGAGCAGCAGGGAGCAGAUGCCUUUGAUCCAGAGGAAUAUCAGUUCACCUGCCUGACUUACAAGGAGUCGGAGAGCACUCUGAAUGAACACAUGGCCAGCUUGGCUGCCACGUUAAAGGUAUCACAUGCUGUUGCAAAACUAGUAUUAGUUAGUUUCCACUGGCAAAUCUCAGAGAUUUUGGAAAGGCACAAGUCUAAUGCUGCCCAAUUGCUAGUAGAAGCACGAGUUCAGCCCACCUCAUCCAAACAUGCAAUGGUACAUUCCUCCCAUCACUGCGCAGUGUGCAUGCAGUUUGUCCGGAAGGAGAACUUGCUCUCUCUGGCCUGUCAGCACCAGUUCUGUCGCAGCUGUUGGGAGCAGCACUGUACAGUGCUCGUCAAGGAUGGUGUAGGAGUUGGGGUUUCCUGCAUGGCUCAGGACUGCCUGCUUCGGACACCAGAAGACUUUGUGUUUCCAUUGCUGCCUAGUGAAGAGCUGAAAGACAAAUACAGGCGCUACCUCUUCAGGGACUAUGUGGAGAGCCAUUACCAGCUGCAGCUGUGUCCUGGUGCAGAUUGUCCUAUGGUCAUACAGGUACAGGAGCCAAAAGCCCGGCGAGUGCAGUGCAAUCGUUGCAAUGAGGUCUUCUGCUUUAAGUGUCGGCAGAUGUACCACGCACCCACAGACUGUGCUACCAUUCGGAAAUGGCUCACCAAGUGUGCAGAUGACUCCGAAACAGCCAACUACAUCAGUGCUCACACUAAAGAUUGUCCCAAGUGCAAUAUCUGUAUUGAAAAGAAUGGAGGCUGCAAUCACAUGCAAUGCUCCAAAUGCAAGCAUGAUUUCUGCUGGAUGUGUCUGGGAGACUGGAAGACUCACGGCAGCGAGUACUACGAAUGCAGUCGGUACAAAGAGAAUCCUGAUAUUGUAAACCAGAGUCAGCAAGCACAGGCCAGGGAGGCCCUUAAGAAGUACUUGUUCUAUUUUGAGAGGUGGGAGAAUCACAAUAAAAGCUUGCAGCUGGAGGCACAAACGUACCAACGGAUCCAGGAGAAAAUCCAAGAAAGAGUUAUGAACAAUUUGGGAACGUGGAUAGACUGGCAAUACCUACAAAAUGCUGCAAAACUACUUGCAAAGUGUCGUUACACCCUGCAGUACACAUAUCCAUAUGCCUACUACAUGGAGUCUGGUCCCAGAAAGAAGCUGUUUGAGUACCAGCAGGCCCAGCUGGAAGCUGAAAUUGAAAAUCUCUCGUGGAAGGUGGAACGAGCAGACAGCUAUGACAGAGGGGACUUAGAGAAUCAGAUGCACAUAGCAGAGCAGAGACGGAGGACCCUGCUGAAAGACUUCCACGACACAUAAGACAGGAGGAAGUGACGAAGUGCAGGGGUGAGAGCAGCGAGUGAAGUGAUGGCAGCUUCACCGGGAUAAGCAGGCACUGCCUCUGGGAGAACACGGCCAAGGACAAAGCCACCCCUCCCCUUGCAAGUCAGACACAUGCAAACACCACAUCUUAGUCCAGUUUGUUCUCUUAUCUUUCUGUUUCUGUUUCUGCCAGGCUAGAGGCCAGAGUUCAGAUUGGCAUAUUUCCUGGGACAUUUCCCUCCUGCCCUGGAUGGUUUCAGAAGGGGAGGGAGUUUUUCUCUGAAUGGCUGUUAAUAGUAUUAGAUCAUUACAAUUUAUGUAAUUUUCAACGGUUGUACAAUUAUACAGACAAACCUUAGAAUAACACACAACCCUUUUUAAAAAUAAAUUGGCAGUGGAGUGUUUUUCCUUAA